Magnolia sinica is the source of this 1184-nucleotide messenger RNA. RefSeq lists its product as uncharacterized. The coding region runs from base 39 to 1025 and encodes 328 amino acids. The transcript is spliced from 6 exons. The record is from RefSeq and is a predicted model, not a curated record. Lineage: Eukaryota; Viridiplantae; Streptophyta; Magnoliopsida; Magnoliales; Magnoliaceae.
CUCUCUCUCUCUCUCUCUCUCUCUCUCUAGAUCUUCUCAUGGCCGUUGCAUUGAACAGCUCUUCUCCUUCCCAUCUCAGCAAGGGCUCGAAAAUCUCCAUGGGUUCUUCUCCUCGUCUCAGCCCAAGCUCAGAUAAACGCUUCUGGAGCUCCCUACGCAGCCGUGUAGAUACCAUUCUCGAGAAUCGAAAGCGCAAAAACACUUCCACGGAAAUAGGAGAAUCCGAACGCGAGGAACGGUUCAAAGAAGAUACCUUGCUUUUGCUCCAAGGCUUCGAUUCAAUCUCUUCUUCUCUGUCUCAGCUUACAGACAAUUUAGAUGCAGCAGCACAGGGAGCUAGCGAUCUAGCUCAACCCUCGUUGACAGAAUUGCUGCAGAGAGAGCCUAAAAAAUCAGAAGAUGAAGAAGGAAUACGACCGAGGGUGAAGAGGCAAUGCCCUUCUAAUGAAUCAUCAGAAGAUGAUGAGGCUGCCAUUCGAAAUGAAAACAAACAAAGCCCAACAAAUGUUGCAAAGAACGAGCAAAUGAAGAAGGCUCGAAAUCUUGCGGUUUCCAUGGCAACUAAAGCAGCUUCGCUUGCACGGGAACUAAAAUCGAUUAAAUCAGACCUGUGUUUCAUGCAAGACCGAUGUUCUCUUCUUGAGGAGGAAAACAGGAGGCUCCGAGAUGGAUUUUCAAAAGGCGAGAGACCGGAUGAAGAUGAUUUGGUGAGACUCCAACUGGAGGCACUACUUGCUGAGAAGUCCAGAUUAGCAAAUGAGAAUGCAAAUUUAACUAGAGAGAAUCAGUGUCUUCACCAGCUUGUUGAGUAUCACCAGUUGACAUCUCAAGAUCUGUCAGCAUCAUACGAGCAAGCAAUACGUGGGAUAUGCUUGGAUUUUUCAUCACCGAUCAGGGAAUAUGACAAUGAAAAUGAUGAUUAUGAUGAUGGUUAUGGUGAUGGUGUAGAAAUUCCUCAUAUUACUGGAGCAGAUAGUUUUGAGUUCUCAUCUUCCCUGGACAAGCACUCCGAAGAACAAAACUAGUGGCCUUUUUUCUGGCAUUUUUAUGUUGUUUUCCCAUAUUCAAUUUUACCAAGUAAUGUUUCAUUAAAUUUCUGGUUGGGCAUGUAAUUCUAAUACUAGCAAUGUGUGCCAAUGUUUUGGCCUUAUCAUAUGAUAUUAACCUAGUGGCCUUUUUCCUCA